Molecule: messenger RNA, 1467 nt
Organism: Apis dorsata (giant honeybee)
Lineage: Eukaryota; Metazoa; Arthropoda; Insecta; Hymenoptera; Apidae
Exons: 3
Coding region: 360-863 (167 amino acids)
Biological process (GO): positive regulation of voltage-gated potassium channel activity; sleep; regulation of synaptic transmission, cholinergic
Source: RefSeq, a predicted model, not a curated record
CAUAGCCGACGGAAACUGAUUCUCAUCAGACGCGACGCGUCCGCGAUCACGUAAGGUGCACAAGAAACCAGAAGGUUCGUACACGUUCGUUCAGUCAUUUCGGACGUGAGAAAGGAGAAGAGACAAGAUCUGUCGAUUAAACACUGCCACAUCAAAUAAAUUCUCUUCAUUUGUUCUCAAGUUCAAUUUUUUUAUCAUUGUUUGAUUCUCAAGGUGAAUCUAUUUUAUAAAAAUUGAAAAUAUUAUAUAAUCGAAUCUGCCGCGUGCAAAUUUUCCAUGCAGCGAGAGUGGAGACAACACGUCCGAAGUGACUGACUGCAACGUGAUUAGUUGAAACACAUGGUCCGGUGAUCGUGAUCAUGAUUGCAAAUCGUCUUUCGCUGAUCGUCACCCUCGUCUUCGUGGUACUGCUGUCGACUAUUCAUUCCGGAGAAGCAAUAAUAUGUUAUCAAUGCAACAGCGAAUACGAUCCAAGGUGCGGCGAUCCAUUCGAUCCGUACAGUCUUGGAACCGUGAACUGCAGUUUUCAACCACGCUUGGAACAUCUAAGUCAUUUGGAGCCUACUCUUUGUCGAAAAAUCAGCCAAAGAGUGUAUGGCAAGAUCAGAGUUGUCAGAAGUUGCGGAUAUAUUACGGACCAGAGAGACAAUGCCGAUUGCCUGAUGAGAUCAGGCACUCACGACGUUCACGCAGCUUAUUGCGCAUGCACCGGUGAUCUCUGUAACUCGGCCGAAAGCCAUACACCGUCCUUCUUACUGCCGUUAACGUCUCUGUUGACGGUUAUUUUGACGAUGCCGAGUUUAUUCCUUUCAUACCCGUUCGCAUUACCCGUCUUGACUUCGCCGCACUUCUCCAUAGCCUAAACUUCGCAGUUACCAAAGGAUAAUACUUAAUGCCUAAAACUGAAUCAACGAUAACAUAGAAAACACCGUUCGGAUCCGGAGCAACUCGUUUUCGUCCGAUUCCCUAUCUAUUCGAAACGCUACAUUUUCAGGUUAGAUCGAUUCUAGACUUGACAAUAUAAUAUAUAUAUUAUCGAUCAAUCUUAAAUAACAUUUAAAUUUUAGAAAUCAAAUAUUUCAAUAAUUUCUCUAAAUGAUCAAUUUGACUUUUUAAAUAUAUAAUAAUUUCCAGCGAAACGAAAUAUAAGGGAACUGAGAUUGUUAACGAGUUGAAUAUAAUUACAGCUAUUGUAGCUGUUAUUUUUAAAGAAAAAUGCUCGAUUGAGAGCACAGUACACAUAGAAAUGUAUGUAUGUAUAUGCCGUUCCAGGAUUCGAACAAUUCGCAAAAGUAGUCAAAUUACAACAUAGUAGUUUUAACGGUGAUACAAACUGCCAGAUACGCAAGAGCGUACUUCAGUAGUACACUUCAGGAAAAUUUAAAUGAGAAGAAGAAAACACAUGGCCUCCGCACGUGAAACCAUUCAGCGUUCUUGCAUAAGCGUAGAAAAUAAAAAGAGAAAAAA